Molecule: messenger RNA, 1236 nt
Organism: Pestalotiopsis fici W106-1
Lineage: Eukaryota; Fungi; Ascomycota; Sordariomycetes; Amphisphaeriales; Sporocadaceae
Exons: 1
Coding region: 1-1236 (411 amino acids)
Biological process (GO): positive regulation of transcription by RNA polymerase II
Cellular component (GO): nucleus
Molecular function (GO): DNA-binding transcription factor activity; transcription cis-regulatory region binding
Source: RefSeq, a predicted model, not a curated record
AUGGCUGAAUCGAAUGUUGCCAAAGAGUCCAGUGUCUUCAGGAACCCAGGCAGCCCAGCAUUGGACAUCUUUCCCAACGUGCGGAACUCCUUCUACAACUCGAUUGACAAGAAGACGCUAGAUAAGCUGGUGGUUCAUUGGGAGAACAACAUAGCGAGCAGGAUGGUCUGGGUCGAUUCUGAUAAGAAUCCCUACCGCAUGUUUGUGGCGCCUUUGGCCUACACGGUACCCGUCGUAGGCUUGGCCAUGGCCGCAGUCUCGUCUCAGCACGCAUCGUCGCCUGCUGGGUAUGAAGAGCUAUCUCGCAAGGCGCGUGAUGAGGCCAUCGAUAUGAUAUCGGCUUACGUCAAGAAUAUCACCAGCCACGUCCUGGCGGGCCAUGAUGUGGGGAUGCAGUUGAACGAACAAUCAGUCGAACGAAUGCUGGCGGCCAUGCUGUUGCUGUCGUGCUACGAGAUGACGGAUAGCGGGAGCUCGGCAGCAGACUUUCAUAGACGGGCUGCGAGGUCUCUUGUCAACACGUUCGAGACGACUAGGCACAAAAGAAGUGCUCUUUUCGAGUUCCUCCGAAAUCAACUAUCCAUUCACGACGUAAUGGCCUGCACUACAUCUUUCCAACGAUCGACCAUGAAAGAUGUCAUUCUUCCCAGCCCGAAAGACCAGUCUGUUCUGUUCUCGUCUUUUCUAACAUAUCUGUAUGAUGUCACGUUACUUUCAAGUGAACUCCCAUCUUCAAGGGCGCGGUCGGUGCGUCUUGGGCUAUCACUACGUCACAUACAGACACAGUUCGAGGUGGCCAGGGGAGAAACUCUGAUGGCUUGUGGGCGCCUCAUGAUUGAGCCAGCAAGUCGACGCCGAGAUUUUAUUUGCGUCGUGAAUAUCAUGCAUUACGCCGCCAUGCUCUACGCGGCGCGAUGCUUGGACCUGGGGUCGCCCCAGAUCUGCUCUGGGUAUCUGGAUUCAUUGUUUGACCAGAUUGCCGCCAUGUCGGUUGCCAAGGACUGGCUGCACUGUAUCGCGUGGGCGGUUUUCGUCGCCGGGACCGAAUGUCACGGAGACGGUCGUCGGCAAGCUAUCAUAGCAGAACUGUAUGACCAACUAUGCGAGAAUAUGCGAUUCAGGAAUUUUCACGAUGCGAUGCAUUUCUUGCGCGAUUUUUGGAAUGGAACAGAUGCAGACUGGCGAUGGCUGGCUCGAGACUGGGAGUCGAGUGGCCAUGGUGUCUUGUUGUCAUAG